AUGUAUACAAUACUUCUGGUUUGCUGUUUUAAAAAUUAUUGUCUUUGUUCCUUUUUCGUACAAAUUACUGUUACGACUUCACUUCCCCUUCCUGUUGGUCUUCUUCAUUUAUGCCUGACCACCGGACAGCGCAUCAGUAACAUGACCACAUACGUCCCAAAGAGCUCGCGCGAUGAUGUAUACCGCUUCUUCUUCACGGAGGGCGUUGUUUCCUGCAAGAAGGACCCCCUCGGCACGUGGAAGGGAACUCUUGGUGGCAAGACGUUCAAGCUUCCCACUCUACAGGUAAUGCAACUGAUGCGUUCCCUGAAGAGCCGUGGCCUCAUUAAGGAGCAAUUCGCCUGGCGCCACUUCUACUGGACUCUAAAUGAUGAAGGCAUCAACUACAUGCGGAAAUACCUCUAUCUGGGAGCAGAUGCUGUGCCGAACACUCACAAGGUGGAUCACAAGACCUUUGAACGCGAAGGCGGACGCGGGCGUGGGCGCGGUGAUGGCCGUGGCCGUGGGCGCGGGUUCGGACGUGGCCGUGGCGAGGGCCGUGGCUUCGGACGUGGACGCGGUGAAGGCCGUGGCCGUGGUUUCCAUAGUGAGCGCGACCAGUACCGCGCCGGUGCUGCUGCCCAAGGCGAGGAUGCCGCGCCCGUUGCUGCGGUUGAGUAG
Molecule: messenger RNA, 660 nt
Organism: Trypanosoma brucei brucei TREU927
Lineage: Eukaryota; Euglenozoa; Kinetoplastea; Trypanosomatida; Trypanosomatidae
Product: 40S ribosomal protein S10, putative
Exons: 1
Coding region: 1-660 (219 amino acids)
Cellular component (GO): cytosolic small ribosomal subunit
Molecular function (GO): RNA binding; structural constituent of ribosome
Source: RefSeq, a predicted model, not a curated record